UGUGUCCCACCAGGAACAUGAACGUUCUGCUCCAUCCGGACACUUCCUGCUCCGGUCGGUCCUGAGGAGGCGGUUCCGAGGCGGGAGGCAGCGGGACCCUGGCGGAGACUCGGAGGCUGCACCGGGAACAAUAGAGCGGAGCGACGCCAGCCUCGAUCCGCCUCAGCAGCCACAGCAGCCGGACCCAGACGGACCGAGCGGCCGCCGGAGGAGACAUGUAACCGGGCCGCGGCUCGGAUCGGAGGCGGCGGAUCGGAACCGAGCGGAUUCCGGCAUGAACCCCGGAGAAGCGGCCGAGGAGGCGCCCAGCGACCCCGACACUGAUGCCUUCUACAAAACAGGAUCCUUCAGGACCGAAGGCAUCAAGGCGUCUGAUGUUCUUCCUGUGCUGAAGGAGAAAGUCGCCUUCGUGUCAGGUGGUCGAGACAAGAGAGGAGGACCAAUCCUGACGUUUCCUGCCAGGAGUAACCACGACCGAAUAAAACAGGAAGACCUGAGGAGGCUGGUCACCUACCUGUCCACGGUGCCCAGCGAGGAUGUGUGUAAACGAGGCUUCACCGUCAUCAUCGACAUGCGAGGCUCUAAGUGGGAUCUGAUCAAACCUCUGCUGAAGACGCUCCAGGAGUUCUUCCCGGCCGACAUCUGCGUCGCUCUGAUCAUCAAACCCGACAACUUCUGGCAGAAACAGAAAACCAACUUCGGCAGCGCAAAGUUCUCCUUCGAGACCAGCAUGGUGUCGGUGGAGGGUUUGUCCAAACUGGUGGAUCCGUCUCAGCUGACGGACGACUUUGAAGGUUCUCUGGAUUACAACCAUGAGGAGUGGAUGGACCUGAGGGUUUCUCUGGAGGAGUUCAUGUCCAACGCCGUCCACCUGCUGUCCAGACUGGAGGACCUGCAGGAGCUUCUGUCCAAGAAGGAUUUUCCUGCAGAUGUUGAAGGAUCCCGACGACUCAUAGAGGAGCACACCCAGCUCAAGAAGAAGGUUCUGAAGGCUCCGGUGGAGGAGUUGGACCGGGAAGGCCAGAGGCUGCUGCAGUGCAUCCGGUCCAGCGACGGCUUUUCAGGGAGGAACUGCAUCUCAGGUUCUGCAGACUUCCAGAGUCUGGUGCCAAAGGUGGCCAGUCUCCUGGAUAAGCUUCACUCCACCAGACAACAUCUGCACCAGAUGUGGCACGUCAGGAAGCUGAAGCUGGACCAGUGUUUCCAGCUGCGACUGUUCGAGCAGGACGCCGAGAAGAUGUUCGACUGGAUCAGCCACAACAAGGAGGUUUUCCUUCAGAGCCACACUGAGAUCGGUCGAGGAUACCAACAUGCUGUGGAGCUGCAGACGCAACACAACCACUUCGCCAUGAACUCCAUGAACGCCUACGUGAACAUCAACCGGAUCAUGUCGGUGGCGAGUCGGCUGGCCGAGGCCGGACAUUACGCCUCCACGCAGAUCAAACAGAUCUCAAGUCAGCUGGAUCAGGACUGGAAAAGCUUCGCUGCCGCGUUGGACGAACGAUCAACUAUCUUAGCCAUGUCAUCGGUGUUUCACCAGAAGGCCGAACAGUUCCUGUCGGAGGUGGAGGCCUGGUGUAAAGUCUGCAGUGAAGGAGGUUUACCGUCUGAGAUGCAGGAGCUGGAGAUCGCCAUCCACCGACACCAGAGUCUGUACGAGCAGGUGACCCAGGCCUACACCGAGGUGAGUCAGGACGGGAAGGCGCUGCUGGACGUCCUUCAGAGACCUCUAAGUCCAGGAAACUCUGAGUCCCUCACAGCGACGGCCAACUACUCCAAAGCAGUCCACUGCAUCCUGGACGUGGUCCACGAGGUUCUGCACCAUCAGCGGCGUCUGGAGAACAUCUGGCAGCACCGGAAAGUCCGACUGCACCAGAGACUGCAGCUGUGUGUCUUUCAGCAGGACGUCCAGCAGGUGAUGGACUGGAUAGAAAACCACGGAGAGGCCUUCCUCAGCAAACACACCGGCGUCGGUAAAUCUCUGCACCGAGCUCGAGCUCUGCAGAAGAGACACGACGACUUCGAGGACGUUGCUCAGAACACAUACACUAAUGCUGACAAGCUGCUGGAGGCGGCAGAACAACUGGCUCAGACUGGAGAAUGUGACCCAGAAGAAAUCUACAAGGCGGCCCGACACCUGGAGGUCCGGAUCCAGGACUUCGUCCGGCGGGUCGAACACCGGAAGCUGCUGCUGGACAUGUCGGUCUCCUUCCACACCCACACCAAAGAGCUGUGGUCGUGGAUGGAGGAGCUGCAGAAACAGCUGCUGGACGACGUCUGCUGCGACUCGGUGGACUCGGUCCAGACUCUGAUCCAACAGUUCCAGCAGCAGCAGACGGCGACGCUGGAGGCGACGCUGAACGUGAUUAAAGAAGGAGAGGAACUCAUUCAGCAGCUCAGAGAUGCCGCCAUGUCCACCAACAAGACACCACACUGCAGUUCCAUCGCUCACAUCCAGGGGGUGCUACAGCAGCUGGAUGAGGCCCAGGGCCAGAUGGAGGAGCUGUUCCACGAACGCAAGAUCAAGCUGGACAUCUUCCUGCAGCUGCGCAUCUUCGAGCAGUACACCAUCGAGGUGACGGCCGAGUUGGACGCCUGGAACGAGGAUUUAUCUCGUCAGCUGAGCGACGCCGGACGUUCGGGCAGCAGCAGCGGAGGCAGCGGCGCCUCCUCUGGCGGCUCGGAGGACAUCGGUCUGGCCGAGCAGCGACUGAAGCGUCACGCUGAGAGGAAGGCGGCCAUGAACAACAUGACGUACGAAGUGAUGCAGCAGGGACAAGACCUGCACCAGUACAUCAUGGAGGUCCAGGCUUCAGGCAUCGAGCUGACCGGGGAGAAGGACAUGGAUUUGGCCUCUCAGGUUCAGGAGCUGCUGGAGUUUCUUCAUGAGAAGCAGCAGGAAGUGGAGCUCAGCGCUCAGCACACCCACAGCCGGCUGGAGCAGAGUCUGCAACUACGCCACCUGCAGGCCGAAGUCAAGCAGGUGUUGGGUUGGAUCCGUAACGGAGAGUCGAUGCUGAACGCCAGCCUGGUGAACGCCAGCUCUCUGUCGGAGGCCGAACAGCUGCAGAAGGAACACGAACAGUUCCAGAUGGCCAUCGAGUCGCUGUUUCAUGCUAACUCUCUGCAGAAGACUCACCAGAGCGCCCUGCAGGUCCAGCAGAAGGCCGAGAUGAUGCUGCAGGCCGGCCACUACGACCCCGAGGCCAUCCGGAGCUGCGCCGAGAAGGUGGCCGUCCACUGGCAGCAGCUCAUGCUGAAGAUGGAGGAUCGGCUCAAGCUGGUCAACGCCUCCGUCGCCUUUUACAAGACGUCCGAGCAGGUGUGCAGCGUCCUGGAGAGUCUGGAGCAGGAGUACCGGAGGGACGAGGACUGGUGCAGCAGUCUGGACAAACUGGGAGCUGCAGCCGACAGCGAACAUCUGCUUCCUCUGAUCAGCAAACAUCUGGAGCAGAAGGAGGCCUUCCUCAAGGCGUGUACGUUGGCUCGGAGGAACGCUGAGGUGUUUCUGAAAUACAUCCACAGGAACAACGUGAGCAUGCAGGGAGCUGGAGGCCACAGCAGAGGACCAGAGCAGCAGGUUAAAGCCAUCCUGAACGAGUUGCUGCAGAGAGAAAACAGAGUUCUUCACUUCUGGACGUUGAAGAAACGACGACUGGAUCAAUGUCAGCAGUUCCUGGUGUUUGAACGCAGCGCCAAGCAGGCGCUGGACUGGAUCCAGGAUACAGGUGAGGUCUACCUGUCGACUCACACGUCUCCAGGCGACAGCAGUGAAGAAACUCAGCAGCUCCUGAACGACUGUCAUCACUUCAGACUCACUGCAAAGCAAACCAAGGAGAAGGUGAAACUGCUAAUCCAACUGGCCGAUAACCUGGUGGAGAAAGGCCACGCCCACGUAUCGGAGCUGAAGCGCUGGGUCAGCACCGUGGACCGACGGUACCGGGACUUCUCCGUACGAAUGACCAAGUACCAGGAGAGUCUGGAGAGGAGUCUGGGGGUCAGCUCUGAGGACAACAAGGACCUGGAGCUGGACAUCAUCCCGGCCAGUCUGACCGACGACCCCGAGGUGAAACUACGAGACCCAAACCAUGAGGUCAACGAAGAGAAGAGGAAGUCUGCCAGGAAGAAGGAGUUCAUCAUGGCCGAGCUGCUGCAGACGGAGAAAACCUACGUCAGAGAUCUGCACGAGUGUCUGGAGACGUACCUGUUUGAGAUGACGAGUGGCGUGGAGGAGGUUCCAGCCGGCAUCGCCAACAAGGAACACGUCGUCUUCGGCAACAUGCAGGAGAUUUGCGACUUCCACAACAAUAUUUUCCUGAAGGAGCUGGUGAACUACGAGCAGCUUCCGGAAGACGUCGGUCAUUGUUUUGUCACCUGGGCCGAUAAAUUCCACAUUUACGUCGAUUACUGCAAAAACAAACCCGACUCCAGUCAGCUGAUCCUGGAACACGCCGGAACCUUCUUUGACGACAUCCAGCAGAGACGAGGUCUGGCCAACUCCAUCUCCUCCUACCUCAUCAAACCGGUGCAGAGGAUCACCAAGUACCAGCUGCUGCUCAAGGAGCUGCUGUCCUGCUGUGAGGAGGGUAAAGGAGAGAUUAAAGACGGUCUGGAGGUGAUGCUGGGAGUCCCCAAGAGAGCCAACGAUGCCAUGCACCUCGCCAUGCUGGAGGGUUUCGAGGAGAACCUGGAGGUUCAGGGUGAACUCAUCCUCCAGGACAGUUUCCAGGUGUGGGAUCCUCGAUCUCUGAUCAGGAAGGGACGUGACCGACACCUCUUUCUGUUCGAGUUCUCUCUGGUCUUCAGCAAAGAGAUCAAGGACUCGGCCGGAAGAACCAAGUACCAGUACAAGAACAGACUACUGACGUCAGAGUUGGGGGUAACUGAACACAUCGAAGGUGAUCCCUGUAAGUUUGCUCUGUGGGCUGGAAGGACUCCAUCAUCCGACAACAAGACGGUGCUCAAAGCGUCCAGCAUGGAGGCCAAGCAGGAGUGGAUCAAGAACAUCAGGGAGGUGAUCCAGGAGAGGAUGACCCACCUGAAGGGGGCGCUGAAGGAGCCUGUACACCUGCCCAAAACCCCUGCACUGACCAAACCCAAGAACAACCUGAAGAGGGAGGGAGGUGAGGAUGGAGACAGUCAGGGAGACGGCAGCAGCCAACCAGACACCAUCUCCAUCGCCUCCAGGACGUCUCAGAACACGGUGGACAGCGAUAAGCUCUCUGGAGGCUGUGAACUCACCGUGGUCCUUCAGGACUUUACAGCUGGAUGCAGCUCAGAGAUGUCCGUCAGUACAGGUCAGACGGUGGAGCUGCUGGAGCGACCCAGUGAGCGACCCGGCUGGUGUCUGGUCAGAACCACUGACCGAAGCCCUCCUCAGGAAGGACUGGUUCCCAGUUCAGCGCUCUGCGUGUCGCAUUCCCGCUCCAGCGUGGAGAUGGACUGCUUCUUCGGGUCGGGAAAAGAAAACUAUCCGGUCGGCAGCUCGGAUGGGAAGACGGAGUCGGUGGCGAACCUACAGCCUCAGCCGUCGCUCAGCUCGCUGCAGUCCAGCUCUCCAGGUCCUAAACGCUCAGGAAACACUCUGAGGAAGUGGCUGACCAGUCCGGUCCGCCGCCUCAGCCACGGCAGCUCCGUCAAGAAACUCCCCAACAGCAAGCAGAAGAAGACAGGGCCUGGAUCAGGUAGGGAGGAGAGCAGGAAGAGCAUCGACCUCGGCCAACCGGACCUCGCCCUGCAGGAUGACAUCAUCGAUGAGAGAGUUCUCAGUAAAGAUGGAAACCUGCUGUCUAAGGCACCUUCAGGGAUGCAGAGCGGCGGCGAGGAGGAGCAGGACGAGGAAGCUCACACUCCUCUUCCUCCCCCCAUGGAGAUCAUCAAGGACCCCUCGGCUCAGGACGACAAGUCUUCGUCCUUGCUAACGUCCCUCCAGUCGUCCUCUGAGGUUCCCAGUGCUGCCGAGCUGGUUAGCGCCAUAGAAAAACUGGUUAAAACCAAGAUGACUCUGGAACCAGGAGCCUACCCCGGGUUCUCCUCACUGUCGCCUCCAGAACAAACCACACCGGUCCAGCCGAGGAACCCGGAACUGGAGCAGAGAGCCAAAGCUAUGAGAGGACGCAUGUUUGUUCUGAAUGAGUUGAUUCAGACGGAGAAGGAUUACGUCAAAGACCUCGGCAUUGUGGUGGAGGGCUUCAUGAAACGCAUCGAGGAAAAAGGCGUCCCGGACGACAUGAAAGGAAAAGACAAAAUUGUGUUCGGAAACAUCCACCAGAUCUACGACUGGCACCGAGACUUCUUCGUCGGGGAGCUGGAGAAAUGUUUGGAGGACCACGAACAUCUUCCUGAACUCUUCAUCAAACACGAGAGGAGGCUCCACAUGUACGUGGUCUACUGCCAGAACAAACCCAAGUCUGAGUUCAUCGUAGCCGAAUACGACUCGUACUUCGACGGCAUCCAGCAGGACAUCCAGUCCAGGUUGACCAUCAGUGAUUUCCUCAUCAAACCCAUCCAGAGAAUCACUAAAUACCAGCUGCUCCUCAAGGACUUCCUGAAGUACAGCUCCAAGGCUGGGAUGGACUGUGAACAGAUCGAGAAAGCCGUGGAUCUGAUGUCUCAGGUCCCUAAACUGUGUAACGACAUGAUGAAUCUGGGUCGGCUGCAGGGAUACGAGGGUAAACUGACCAGUCAGGGCAAACUGCUGCAGCAGGAAACAUUCUUCGUCACGGAGCAGGACGCCGGCGUUCUGUCCAGGUCCAAGGAGCGCCGAGUCUUCCUCUUCGAACAGAUUGUCAUCUUCAGCGAGCUGCUGAGGAAAGGAUCGUCCACGCCGGGAUACCAGUUUAAGAAGAGCAUCAAGGUGUCCUACCUGGGCCUGGAGGACAGCGUGGACAACGAUCCCUGUAAGUUUGUCUUGUCGUGUCGCGGUUCGUCGGAGCGUUUCACUCUGCAGGCCGCCAACAUCGACAUCAAGCAGGUCUGGGUCCGACACAUCCAGGAGGUCCUGGACGCCCAGAGCAACUUCCUGUCAGCUCUUCAGUCUCCCAUCGAGUACCAGAAGGAGAAGAGCAGCAGCUCCUCGCUGACCAGGAACCGAUCGUCUUCAGGGAACCGACCAAUCACGUCAUCACACAGCAGGCCAUCAUCGGCGGUCGGCCUCGGCGACAAGGACUCGGAAAGGGGGAGGAGCCAGAUGAAAAUUUCUACCUCCAACGGCGGCUCGACAUGUUUCGAGUCCAGAGACUCUGACGGAGGCUGUAACGGCGUCUCGUCCACCAUGUUGGUCUCUCAGGACUACUCGGCGCUGAAGGAGAACGAGAUCUGCGUCAGUCAGGGCGAGACGGUCCAGAUUCUGGCCACCAAUCAGCAGAACAUGUACCUGGUGUACCGGCCAGCCAACAGCCAGUCGCCGGCCGCCGAGGGCUGGGUGCCGGGUCACGUCCUGGGCCCGCCCACCAAGCCCAUAAGAGACUCUUCGUCCACUUCCUCCUUCUCGGUGGCGGUCGCUGAUGCCAACAACAUCAAGAAGUCUCUGUCGUGGAACACGCUGCGUGCCAGGAAGCGCGCCGAAGCCAAGGACGUGUCGGCGGUGCUGGCGGCGGCGGCGGCGGCGGGGGUCAGAGGUCAGGAGAACGGCCUCCUCCGUAAGGGCAAAGAUGCCACCCCCCCUCCCCCGCUCGCCUCACCCGCCCCCCCGCCAAAGGGCAAAGACGUCCACACUUCAGAUGAAUCGGACUGCGACGACGACCUCGACCCAAAGACGGGAAUGGAGCUUCUGAACCCAAACUUCAUCCAAGAAGUGUCUCCAGAGUUCCUGGUCCCUCUGUCUGAUGUGGUCUGUGCCUUCGGGGAGACGGUGGUUCUCUGCUGUAAAGUCUGCGGUCGACCCAAACCCUCGGUGACCCUGAAGGGUCCAGACCAGAACCCAGUGACCAGCAACAGCCGCUUCACCAUCGACAUCAGGGACACUGGAGACAUCCUGUUGAAGAUCUGUAACCUGAUGCCUCAGGAUACCGGCAUCUACACCUGCGUCGCCGUUAACGACCACGGCUCCGCCUCCUCCUCAGCCUCCAUCAAAGUGCAAGGUAUCCCAGCAGCCCCGGGCCGUCCGGUAGCCCAGGAGGCCAGCGGUACGGCAGUGAUGGUCCACUGGCCUCCUCCGGCCUCGUCGGCUCACAGCGCCGUCAGCAGCUACACCGUGGAGUACAGACAGGAAGACUCGUUGCUAUGGCAGCAGGUGGCCAGCAGCAGGGAGGAGUGCAUCCAGAUCGAUGCUCUGAUCCCUGGAGGUCAUUAUCAGUUCAGGGUCCGAGCCUCCAACCGCUGGGGGGUCGGACCUCCGUCAGAACCGUCCAACAUGGUGACGCUGGCCAGCAGCAACUCUGGAUACGACGGAACAGGAAUCCAGUGGAAGGAAAACUUUGACUCGACGUUCACUGAGAUCUCUGAGAUCGGAAGGGGACGAUUCUCAGUGGUGAGGAAAUGUCUGAACAAGUCCACCAAGAAAGAGGUGGCUGUGAAGUUCGUCGGUAAGAAGAUGCAGAAGAAGGAGCAGGUUGCUCACGAGGCUGACAUCCUCCGACAUGUCCAGAACCUCCAGCUGGUGGUUCUGUUGGACACCUACGAGUCUCCAACGUCUCUGAUGCUGGUCCUGGAGCUACUGGAGGAUGGACGUUUACUCGACUAUCUGGUCGCUCACGAUGAGCUGAUGGAGGAGAAGGUGGCGUUUUUCAUCAGAGAGACUCUGGAGGCUCUGCAGCAUCUUCACACCUGUAGGGUGGCUCACCUGGACCUCAAGCCGGAGAACAUCAUGGUGGAGCUUCACUCUCCGACUCCCGGCAUCAAGCUCAUUGACUUUGGAGACGCCGUCCAGCUGUCGGCCCACCGCCGCUACGUCCACCUCCUGCUAGGGAACCCGGAGUUUGCGGCGCCGGAGCUGAUCCGCGGGACACCCGUCUCCAUGGCUACAGACGUGUGGAGUGUGGGCGUGUUGGCCUACGUGAUGCUCAGCGGCGUUUCCCCAUUUCUGGAUGAAUCUCCCGAGGAAACCUGCGUCAACAUCUGCCGCCUGGACUUCUGCUUCCCAGACGAGUACUUCCGCGAUGUGAGCCAGGCGGCAAGGGACUUCGUGUCGUCGGUGCUGCAGCAGGAUCCCAGGAAGAGGCCGAGCGCCACUUCCUGUCUGCAGCACCCGUGGGUGGGUCGCGGCGGCGCGCACGGCGGUGAGUACUCAAAGACGCCGCUGGACACGACGCGUUUGGCAACGUUCAUCGACCGAAGGCGGCAGCUGCACGACGUCCGGCCCAUCACCAAUAUCAAAGGGCUGGUGAGCAGCAGUAUGGGCAACACACUGUGACCAGACACUUACCGAUCCAAACUAUUGAUUAACUUUCAAUCGGAAAUGGUGCCUGAUUCCUUCCUGUGGUGCAACAUUUCAUCAACUCCUGCAAGCAAACUGAAAAAAAAUAACAAGCGUUCACGGCUGGACGAGAAUUAUUUAUUCCACUGAUGUUUAAGUUGUGCUUCAUUCGCCGAGUUUCAACGUGAAAACCCAAAGAAAUCAGCUCAGACGUGGAAACGAACCGGAAGGACGAACAUGUUGGAUUCUACUUAGUGGAACUUUGGUUUUGCAGGUGUGACGUUUGCAGGGAUCUUCCUCUCCAACCAACCAAUCACGUUGAUAAUUAAAAUCAUAAAGUGGUUUUUGAUUGCUGGAGCUCAAAGGUUUAUGGGAAUUAACUCAUAAUCUGUACUUUUAGCCUGUUUGUUUCCAUCAUGGUGUAGAAUCCAACAGAGAAACAAGAAAAAAACUGGCUGUAAAACCAGUUCUAAGUAGGACAUAGACCAGUAGGGAUUUGUUAUGUUGGUGCCUAUACUGAAUGUUCAACUGGAUGUUGAUUGAUGAGGUUCUGCUACCAGACGAGAACAUUGAGAGGUCAGGAAAAAUGGUUGUCUUCUUCAAGUUCAACCAAUCAGAACCCCCCGCAGUUGGGUUUCAGGGUCUUUGUUCUCCAGUGUAAACAGUUCUGAAAGAGGUCCUACAGGAACAGUUCUUGCAGUCAGAGCGUACUUUGAGUCUCCCUAAUAUACCUGGAUAGUUCCUGCAGUGGAAACUGAUCUAGAGACUGUACAUAAAAUUAAAAGAUGGAAGUAGCCUCCUUGAUGUCAUCUACUAGUUUAUGGAUGUCUUUGAGUUUAGAAAUUGGUUGACGCAAUCUUUCAAAACCAGAUCUGUCGACCAGGGAACUCAAGGAACCCAAACCAAUUCCCCAAACCUGCUUUAUUGUCUAUUUCCCCCUAAAUGGGACCAAUACUUAAUAAAUAACCACCCUGUUGUAGUAAAGGAAACUUAGAAAUAGUGAUUGAAACUAUAAACUCAUGGAGAUGCAACCAGAGGAGUUGCCUCCUGCUGGCUGUUAGACAGAAUGCAGGUAUAAAAUUUCACUUUUUAGACCUGGAGGCUGUGUCCAUCUGUUAUUUACGAUCUGUAGUUAAGAUACAGGAAAGAUUUUGACCACCAGAGGGCACAAGAAGGCCUUGUCCACUAAAAUGGAUGUUUUUCAAGAUUUUUAGGUCGGGGGAAAUCUGUCCACACAACCAUCAUUUUCCAAAAUGUCGAAAACGUAAAAACAAAGCAUACCGAGCCACAAAUACAUCAGCAAUACAUUAAAUACCAGAGAAGAACUUCCUGUCAAUUCAUUGUUUCUGUGGACUUUAAACCACAGAUACUUUAGACAAGGUAACACUGGACAUAGCAGAGGCUUUAGCAGCAAGUUAAGAUGUAAAUCUACUAUUGCUAAUGCUAACCAAAUGUCAAUAAACCAGUAUUUGUCCACCAUUGUUGUUUCAGGCACGUUCUCAUUACACAAAGCAACAAUGGAAGUCAUUUUUAAGAACCUAAAUCUGACCUAAAACACUAUUUUAGAUAAUGAAGCCCAAAUGUAGAGGAAAAUGUUGGGUAUUAGUGUGGAUGAGGCCUAAGAGUUUGUUAGUUGCUAAAAAUGAAACAAGCUGUGAUGAUGAAUUUGUGGUCAUCUGGUCUGAUUUGGAUUCAUGAGGUUCAGUCAUGGAGGAUCAAAGAGUCUGAACAGUUUAUAAGUUGUUCAAGUGGAAGUUUUUUAGCCUUUUGGGUUUGUCGUUAUCAGACCACUGGAGAUUUAGUGACUGAUGUGGCUAAAAUAUUAGCAAGAAUAAUAUGAAGAAGUGUUACAUCCCAGCUAUGCUAGGCUACAUGGAAGCAACCCCAAAUCUAUGUGAUUCUGUAAGACUUGCUAGCAGCCAGGUGUUUUAGUUGCUCCUGCUAGCUGGUGCUAACUUGAUGUUUUUGUGUUCUGUAGCUGUAUAUCAGUGGAUACUGGUAGCUUAGCGUUGUGCUAACUUGUGUAAGGAGGCACCAGUUUGCUGGAGGCCGGAAAAGGAUUUUUCACCACAAACAAACUCAGUAUUUUUCCUUUUAGCUAAACUCCAGAGCCGGCUUUUGAGUUUCAGGUUGAGUUGGAGGUUUAGUCAUUUCCUUUUCUUCUUUACAGUUUAUUCUGAAAGUUAGAGCACUGUUUGCCCGACGUUUCUGGUUUCCUUUACAGUUUGCCCUCCAUUUCUUGUGGUUUUUAAUGUUUUUAGUCAUUUCUGAUUUUGCUUUUUUGUGGUACAACAUUGGGUAGUUUCCACGUUUUCUCCUAGCAAACUGGGCUGUUGGGGGCUUGUCUGGGAUACGAAGUUUGAUUGUCACCGAUCUGUAACGUCUUUACGUUGAGUCAACAAUGUUAGAGAACACAAGUCGUAGGAUUUUAUUCUUUUAUUUAAAUUCCCCUUGACAGUGCCAUGGCUGGUUUGUUAAAUCAGUUUUGACAUACUGUAUGAUGAAUUGGAAACUCAAACUUCUUCUUGACUGAAGUCGGUUUGAUGGGAAAAAAAAUAUCUUGAACCUGGAUAUAAAAGGUUCUUCUGGAUCUCUUGGAUAAUUUGAGUUCCCUGCAGCUGAUAUUUAAACACCUGUAAACCGAAGCAAACACACCCUGGUGGACUGAAGUGGAGCUUUUCUAUGAAACACCUUCAAUUUAUUGAAUGUUUAUUUAUGGCAGGACUGAGCCUGAGUGGAAUCAUGUUUGAAAUCUGUGCAGGGGCAAAGUUUAAGGUCUGAACGAUGAACUGCUGGAGUUUCCAUCCAACCGCUGACUCAUCUACACUGAACUGAACUGCGAUGAACUGGGUUUAAAUGGGGAGACCUAGCUUCAGCCGCCGAAUAACCUGCUGUAGAAAACACUGCUGGAGUUUAGGCUGGAUUCCUGAACACGGAGGAGGUAUCGCAAUGUGUGUGAAGGAGUCACAGUUUGUUUCGUAUCACUGUUUACAAGUACUUUGUCCAAAAACAUGGGUAGGUAGUUUACAGAGCAGUAGAAUAAUCAGGGGAAACCUGCAUGUAAUGUCACCAGGGAUGAUUUAGAAAUCAGGUUAGAAAUCCGUCAACAAAAACCUGUGAUGUUUAUUGUGAAGGUGGGAUAUAAAAACCCGCCUUUUUUUUGUUUGUUUUGUCCACCAGCCGCUGUCGGAUUUGGCUCGGCUUGUAAAUGGCGGCUGGCGUUUCCUGUCCUGUUUCUACUGAUGAAUGUAAUUUCUUGUAGAAUGUGUUUCUGCCGUCACAAGUGCUGUCCUCUGCUUUCACCAAACGCUUUCACCACAUGCCCUCCUGGACAUUUUGUAUCCCUGACCUCCCUGUAAGCAUUUAGCAGUAGCAAGCAUUUAUUAUGUUCCUGCAGCAGGGAUGCAGAAUGGUUUCCGAUGUGAGCAUCCCGCUGCCGUGUAGAAGUCGUUGCAACAUCUUCCAUGCAAACCUGCAAGUGUAAAGCGAUUUAUCCAGGUGCCUCUGAGUGCUGUUUCAUCUGUUUCAUCUUCUAAGCUCGUCAUAUCUUGUUUCUGCCUCAACAUUUGAACUAAAAAGGCUGUGAAAGACGAAAAA
Messenger RNA from Amphiprion ocellaris (clown anemonefish), 12952 nucleotides. RefSeq names its product kalirin RhoGEF kinase a (gene kalrna). Gene Ontology annotation, biological process: axon guidance; protein phosphorylation; intracellular signal transduction. Gene Ontology annotation, molecular function: protein kinase activity; guanyl-nucleotide exchange factor activity; ATP binding. Gene Ontology annotation, cellular component: cytoplasm; postsynaptic density. The transcript has 68 exons. The record is from RefSeq and is a predicted model, not a curated record. Lineage: Eukaryota; Metazoa; Chordata; Actinopteri; Pomacentridae. The coding region runs from base 275 to 9352 and encodes 3025 amino acids.